AUGACUGAGAAAUCAUUUAUUGUUACUUUAAAAGAACACGCCGAUGCAGAAAAGUUUAAAGAAUCCGUUAACAAAUUAGGUGGUUCUAUUACCCAUGAAUUUAAUUUAAUUAAGGGGUUUACUGUCAAAUUGCCUGACCAUAUGCACAUUAAUAAAUUAAAGGAGGGUCACUCCAAUGACAUUGCAAACGUUGAAGAAGACAAAGAAGUCCAUACUAAUUGA
Messenger RNA from Saccharomycodes ludwigii, 222 nucleotides. It is a transcript of the gene PBI2, whose product is annotated as Pbi2p. The transcript has a single exon. Lineage: Eukaryota; Fungi; Ascomycota; Saccharomycetes; Saccharomycodales; Saccharomycodaceae. Gene Ontology annotation, molecular function: endopeptidase inhibitor activity. Bases 1 to 222 code for a protein of 73 amino acids. Gene Ontology annotation, biological process: vacuole fusion, non-autophagic. The record is from RefSeq and is a predicted model, not a curated record.